Messenger RNA from Dromaius novaehollandiae (emu), 4381 nucleotides. RefSeq names its product lysM and putative peptidoglycan-binding domain-containing protein 3-like. The transcript is spliced from 2 exons. Gene Ontology annotation, biological process: Golgi organization. The coding region runs from base 162 to 1016 and encodes 284 amino acids. The record is from RefSeq and is a predicted model, not a curated record. Gene Ontology annotation, cellular component: Golgi apparatus. NCBI's taxonomy places the organism in Eukaryota, Metazoa, Chordata, Aves, Casuariiformes, Dromaiidae.
AGGGAGGAAGGGGCUGGGGGCGGGGCCGGCGCUCGCUGCCCUGGAACGGAGAGCGGCUCGGCGCGGGGCGGGCCGGUCCGGGGCCGGCGGGGAGGCCGGUGCUGCGGCCUGCGCUGAGCGUGCCACGUCCACGGUCUGGUCCGCAGAGCCCCCGCGGGAGCAUGUCCGGGAGGAGCCCUGGCUGCGGCCUGCAGCUGCCGGCGGUGGCGCAGCCCGCGGGCGGCCACCUGCACCCCUUCGGGAGCGACGGCGAGGGCCCCGAGGAGGAGGUGGAGGUGUACGAGCUGCGGCCCCGGGGCAGGGAGAAGGUCCGGAGAAGCACCUCUAGAGACCGGCUGGAUGGUGUCGUUUUGCUAACAAAGGAUAUCCAGGAAGGGGACACUUUAAACGCGAUUGCACUUCAGUAUUGCUGCUCAGUUGCAGAUAUCAAGAGGGUUAACAAUCUUAUCAAUGAUCAAGAUUUUUUUGCCCUGAGGUCUAUCAAAAUUCCGGUAAAAAAGUUCAGUGUAUUGACUGAAACACAUGUCUCUCCAAAAGGAAGACCAGUUCUACGGCCUGCUCACUGUUCCCAGGAAGUGCAGGAAACAACGCCUUCUGAUAAAUUCUCUGCUAAUGAGACUGCUGGCAACUUCUUAAAAGAAGUAGAUCGUGAUAUAGAACAAAUAGUGAAGUGUAAUGAUACAAAGAGAGAGAACCUUAAUGAAGUUGUUUCUGCCUUAGCGGCCCAACAGAUCUGUUUUGAAACUGAUGGCAAAACUAACAAAUGCAAAGAUCCUUAUUAUGGAGCAGAUUGGGGUAUAGGAUGGUGGACAGCUGUAGUGAUUAUGUUGGUUAUUGGCAUAGUAACUCCAGUUUUCUAUCUUCUGUAUUAUGAAAUUUUAGUGAAAGCAGAUGUCAGUCACCAUUCUACAAUGGAAUCUUCCCAUUCAGGUGUCACAGCACCAUCACAUCAGAAACAAAUCGAAAAUGGAAUAAAUCCAGCAAAUAUUAUAAAUGUUAAUCAAGGAUAUAAAUGAUAAUCAAGGAGAGCUUCAGCAUUACGACCAAAAGCUGCGGACAACUGUUAUUCAUAGACACAUAACACAGCAUUAGAUGAACAGGAAACCACAGAAUGCAAAGUGCAUCUGGAAUGCAGAAAAAAGUAUUUUACUGAUGUAUGAUUUGUCUUUAUGGGCAGUGUUCUGUUAUAUGGAUGUUUGUGUGGCUCACGUAAUCUCUGAAUAUGCCUGAGGUUAGGGGAUUUUAACGCAAGAUUGGAAUACAAAUUAAGCUAUAAAAUGGUCUCUGAAGCUUUGCACUUUUUUCUAUUUUGAUAAGCUUAGGUUUUCUAGUUAAUGAGAAUGUGAAAAAGUGUAUUUUGAACUAACAUAAAAGGACUCACUGUACCUUUUACAACCCUAAAAUGGGUAUUUGGGGAUGUCAAACUUUUAAAUGUGUCCCAGUAUUUAUAUUGUGCAUAGUACACUUGACAUCUUAAGAUCAAGUUUACAGUUAUCUGUUAACUGCAUUCUCAUUUUAUCUUACUCUGUAAGAAAUCGGAAGAAACAAUCAUUCCAUAAUUAACUGCCACUGUAAAGUCCCCUUUCUGUUAAAACUGAUUUUAUUAUAGAGGCAGGAGCUAAUACUUAAGCUGGAGUCUUUCAGUUUUGUGCCUGUGGUCAGCCCAUUCUUUAAUACUUUUCAGUACAGGUGAUAAGCUAUUUUGGUAACUCUGUAUAUGAUAGUGUCUCAACCCAGUAUAAUUGAGACAGUUUUAUGAAAAGCUCACAACCUUCUCCAUGGUAUCCAUCAACUGAAAACUAACUUGAUGGGAUUCCUCUUCUGGUUGGCUGUAUAUAAAAUGAAAUAAGUGAAGAUGCAUGGCACCUCAUUCUGACUGCUUCAUUAGUCCUUUUUAUGCUAAUGCAAUUUUCUUCCUCCAGCUAAUCUCAGUUCAGGAGCAACUGAUUUUUCAGACAGGAGUCACCUGGGGUUCUGUGUAUGCUAACUGUCAUGCACCCCUGAACACUACUUUUUCCUGAAGCCUACCACAAAAUGCCAAAUGAGAUUUAAUGGCUGUUAGCCAGAAACUUAAAUUGCAGUAGAAUACAGCAGUUGCAGCUUCAAACUGUUCUUCAAUUAGUGUCUGUCAACCACUCUUUCCCUUCCUGGAAAUGCUACUGUAUUUUAAAAAAAUUUUUCCUAUAGGAAGACAUAACUGAGAUGCCUAUAAUCUUUUGUUAUAUUUGCCUUGUAGAAUAAAAUUUCCAUUCUCCUGUUCAAAGUACUGUUUGUUAUCAAAGCCCAAGUUAACUGACUUAAGACUUAAAGGGAAAAGGAAGAAUAUCACUCUUAAAAAUUUAACUCUACUAUAAGCUCUCCUUCAAGUGUCUUGACCAAGUAUACAAUAUAAAAAUACCUGAUAAAGUGAAUUUCUUAACUACUGGAGGUAUUCCUAAGUGCUUUAUCAACAUAAAUUGUGAAAGUAAAGACUCUUGCCCCUCCUGUCCUGUUGUGUGUCCUGUCCCCCCCCCACCACCACCUCCCUGGGCAAAUACACUUCACUGGCAUGCUGAGUAAGUGUAUGAAUAUGAAUCUAGUAACUUUUGAUGUAUUGAAACUGAAGUAGAUCUAAAGCUUGAAGGGAAAUUAUGUACAGUUGGACCUGUGAACUGUUAUUUGUUGCUGUUGAACCCUUUGAUCAAAGUGAUAUUCCUAGAGAAAGCAUAACUGCUCAUAGUUCCUACACUAGAAGAGAGAUUCUGGAUGGGCAUGAACUUUGUUUCAUACUACUUAAAAAAAAAUAAUAAUACUACUCCUUCCAUAAAAAGAAUAUUCUAAUAAUACAAACAUGAAUGUUGAAGUACCAGUUCUCAAGACAUGGCAAAAUUUAAGGUGGCUAUUGUGAUAUAGUUUCUAUGUUUAAAACUUUAAAAGAAGUGAACUUCAGAAACUUGUGACUUGCUGUAGCCCAAACAGCAGACCUUUGGCACAUUAAGAUGUUUUCUGUGUAGGUUGGGAACUAUGGACAUAAUGUGUAACUUUUUGUGCUGCAAACUUAUUUGCUGUUUUUUCUCCUUUAUUUCAGCCUGCGUCUGAAAUCUUAUAAAGCUUUAUAAUACUUUAUUCUCUCCUUCCCUAUAAAAUUGUUGAAUGACAUGAAAUUAGACUUAAGCUGCAUAUUCUAGGUAGCUAAUUUACUGCACAUACCUGAGUGGGCAAGUAUUGCGUUGCCACCAAUUCGGAAAUUAACUUUGGUUGUGGUUUGGUUCCAUCAGCCCUCUAUCCUGUUAAUGUGCAAGUAAAGAGAUCCUUUAUUAGUGGCUGCUUUUUGUCCUGUGGUGUUACAACUGAGCAGUUCUUUAGUGUGUCUCAGGCUUUGGGUGUUUCUGUGUACUAAGAGAAGGCCUGUGGAUUAUUGUCAGUGAGUUGUUAAAAGCAUGAUGGACCUUUAUAUGCUUUAUGGCAAACGGCCAGUAGAAAAACACAGAGGGAAAGCUGUUUUUUAAAAUAAUAUUAUACUCUGAUCAAGAGUCUAGCAUGUUUUUAUUAUGUAGUAUUUUACAUAGCCUAUUUUUGAAAGCGGGAAGUUAAUUUUAUCAGGAAAUAUAGCAAGUCUCUUUCCAAGAUUAUUGGAUUUCUGGUAAUAGUAACACAAGCAUCAGCUGGAUUUGCUUUGUGGAAGAUGUAGGGACCUUUACCGUCUUUUCCAAACUACACAACUGGUAAUGCAUUAUCAUCUGUCAGCUCUGAAUAAACAGGAUAACUGCUCUAAAUGGAACUAAAGUUUGAUUUAGUUAAUUCUACAGUCUUUUAGAAAUUGACUUGUAAAAAAAAUUGUUUCAGAUUAAUUACAACACAUUGUUGGACAGAAGUUGGCUUUAAAUUAAAGUGCAUAUUGCACUGUUGAAUCAUGUAAAAAUGUGAAUGCUUAAAUCUGCUAUAUUUUGGAGUAUGUUGUCAAAUAGUCUUUGUAUAACUAUUUUAUAAAGUUUCAAAAUGUAACUUUGUAGAGUAAUCCUGAAUGAGGAUGCAAGUCUUAUUUAAAAUACUUCUGCUCCUCUGCUUUUAGAAGAACAUGAGUAAUAUAAAAUAAAGAUUUUUAUUUUAGACUGCAGUGAAAGUGGUGCAUAUAAUGUAUUCUUAGCUUCUAUAUAUAUAGUAUGUAUUAUAGGAGGUCCCAUACUUGUGUUUGUGUUGGCUAGUCUUUAUGUUAUAAAAUAAACUUCUUAGCCAACACUUCCUGCCAACAAGCAUUUUGUUGGCAGAAGAUGCAUUAUAGCAUUCACGGCCAGUAUACUGUAACUGCAGGCUUAACAAUUUAUCCCUUAUGUUCCUUAUGUAACUUGGAAAUUCUUGUAGAAAACUCUGAGAACUUAUAUUAAACAGGCAUGAAAGCAUA